GGUUUUUCCGGGGUUGUCCUCUUCCCUACAAAGAUGGCGGCGUCUGCCGUGAAGGGUGCAAUGGGGUUGCGAACAAGUAUUAGUCGGCCAGUUGCUUUUGUCAGGAAAAUUCCUUGGACCGCAGCCUCGAGUGCGCUGAGAGAACACUUUGCACAGUUUGGCCAUAUACGAAAGUGCACUGUACCUUUCGACAAAGAGACUGGCUUUCACAGAGGUAUGGGCUGGAUUCAGUUUUCUUCACAAGCAGAACUUCAGAAUGCAUUACAACAGGAAAACCACAUUAUAGAUGGAGUAAAGCUCCAAGUUCAAGCUCAAAGACCAAAAGUUGUGAAGGGGGAUCAAACAUCUGAUGAAGAGAGAGGUUUUUGAGUUUGAAUUACUACCUACUUAAUAAAAUAAAUGUGACCAAGAA
Ochotona curzoniae (black-lipped pika) is the source of this 412-nucleotide messenger RNA. RefSeq names its product SRA stem-loop interacting RNA binding protein (gene SLIRP). Gene Ontology annotation, molecular function: poly(U) RNA binding; mRNA 3'-UTR binding; poly(G) binding. The transcript has 4 exons. The record is from RefSeq and is a predicted model, not a curated record. The coding region runs from base 34 to 369 and encodes 111 amino acids. NCBI's taxonomy places the organism in Eukaryota, Metazoa, Chordata, Mammalia, Lagomorpha, Ochotonidae. Gene Ontology annotation, biological process: positive regulation of mRNA splicing, via spliceosome; spermatogenesis.